CUUAUUUUAAAGCAUUUUUCGAGCUCUACAAACAUUUUUAUAAAUUUUGUGCUGUAAAUUCUGAAAAAUAUCUACUUUCGAUCUGGGAAAAUGCUUGCGGCACGACUGACGCAUCUUCUGCCUGCACGUUCGGCGUGUUUGUUAUACCGAGUUCCCAACAACGCAGCAGGAUUAUGGAGAACAAUGUUGCAGGCGACCAGAGGCAGGUCAACCAUGCCAGUAAACAAGAAAUCAGUGCUGCCAACUCGUCUCAAUUUCAAGCGCAAUUUCGCAGAGGACUCACAGGAUCGCAAUCGAUCCCAUCUGGAGCAGCGCACUCGAGGACCCACUCUCAAAGAGAAGCUAAUGGGGCCGCCCAGCGAGAAUGCCUAUUCGAUGGGCAAAGGAGCUGCAGCCGGAGCCGCUCUGAUGGGACUUGUGGCACUUUGUUACUAUGGCUUGGGACUGUCGGAUCAGCCGAGUCUUUACGAUCGCUCGGUGAUGUGGCCGCAGUACGUCAAAAGUCGCAUACAUGCCACCUACGCCUACUUUGGAUCCUCCUGCGCCGUGACAGCGGCCUCGGCGGCAGCUGUGUUCCAGUCGGAAGCGCUGCUCAGUCUGAUAAUGCGCAGUGGCUGGCUGGCAACCUUGGUGACUCUGGGUCUGGUCAUGGGCACGGGCGCCUUGACACAAGCCAUUGAGUAUCAGCCCGGUCUUGGAAUCAAGCAGUUGGCCUGGGCAUUGCACUGCGCAGUCCUGGGUGCCGUCAUUGCGCCUAUGUGCUUUAUGGGCGGUCCGAUUCUGGUGAAAGCUUUGCUCUACACGGGCGGCAUUGUGGGUGCUCUCUCCACGGUGGCCGCGUGUGCGCCCAGCGAGAAGUUUCUGAACAUUGGCGGACCGCUGGCCAUUGGAUUGGGCAUCAUAUUCGCCUCAUCGCUGGCCUCCAUGUGGCUGCCACCCACAACAGCAAUUGGCGCUGGCCUCGCAUCCGUCUCGCUGUAUGGUGGCCUCAUACUCUUCAGCGGAUUUCUGCUCUACGACACGCAGCGCAUUGUGAAGGCGGCUGAAAUGCAUCCGGAGCGCAGUCCGUACAAUUUCGAUCCCAUCAACCACGCCUUGGCCAUCUAUAUGGAUGCCCUUAACAUUUUCAUACGCAUCGCCAUCAUUUUGUCAUCCAGUGAUCAGCGCAAGAAAUAGAUAUCGCAGGUGACAACAGACAACAAAUCAAAUUACAAGCACUCGGUUUCUUAGCAAUACAUGUUUAAGCAAUGACUAGUUAAUUGGCAGUUUGUGGUAAUAAAUCAAAAUUCAAGUUUAGCGGCAACAACGAAU
Drosophila albomicans is the source of this 1311-nucleotide messenger RNA. RefSeq names its product growth hormone-inducible transmembrane protein (gene Mics1). The transcript has a single exon. Bases 91 to 1176 code for a protein of 361 amino acids. Gene Ontology annotation, cellular component: mitochondrial inner membrane. NCBI's taxonomy places the organism in Eukaryota, Metazoa, Arthropoda, Insecta, Diptera, Drosophilidae. The record is from RefSeq and is a predicted model, not a curated record.